GCUACAAAUAUUAACAAUAAGCAGCGAAAUGGCCAAAAAACUCAAAAUUAGCGCAGAAAUCCAACCGGAAGAUCUGCUUAUAAAUGACCAGGUGAUCAUGUCCAUGCUCAAGGAGCAUAACAUUGAGAAGGACGAGCCUCACGUCGUCAACACACUGCUCGAGCUAGCCAAAUGUACGUGCAGCAAAUGCUAUAUGACCAAUGUGUUGAAUGAAGCGAAAACCAUCGAUGUAGACGAUGUUCGCUUGGCCACUAACCUGCCGCCGGACGUGAACCUGGACAUGGACAUGGACCUGGAUAACGAGGCCAGCACUAGGAAGGGUGUAAAGCGUAAACACCAGAAAAUGGAGUAUUUUUAGUUUACAACGCUUUACGAAUACAUAUCUAAAACAUCACAAGUACUGUCAAAUUGUGAAUAAUAUAUACUAAAAUAUUGACCGAAUUUGAAAACUAGAUUAUUGGAACACGAAAGAUGGAAUCACCUCCGAAGAUUGCUAAGAUUGGUAAUUUCUUGGCUAAGCCUAUAUCUCCAGCACUAGAGUCACAAAAUUGAGAAGAAAUUUAACCAGUAAUAAUAAUAGUUCGUACAUAGAAGACAAGCGACACUACUUCAGGCUGGUUCGAUUACCUUCAUUGUUAAACCAAUUACUACAACAGA
Messenger RNA from Drosophila grimshawi, 657 nucleotides. RefSeq names its product transcription initiation factor TFIID subunit 9. Lineage: Eukaryota; Metazoa; Arthropoda; Insecta; Diptera; Drosophilidae. Gene Ontology annotation, molecular function: protein heterodimerization activity. The transcript has 3 exons. Bases 29 to 358 code for a protein of 109 amino acids. The record is from RefSeq and is a predicted model, not a curated record.